UGUAAACUGUUAAAACUUAAAACUUAAAUGUUCAUGAGUUAAUCUAUUGUCACUAGAACUGAUAUGUUUAUUGAUUAGCUUACUCUAAAAACUGAGAAUGAAGCCUGAAAUAGACUCAAAAGUCGAAGAGAACGACAAUCCACUUCCAGUCGGAGAUGUAAUAGGAGACACAGCGUACAGUGAAAGAUUUGUGUUGAAAAUUCUUAUAAAGCUAGCCAAUUUAGACACACUCAAAAAUGAAAUAAAAGAGAAAUCUUUCGAAGAAGAUCUUUGUAUGCUCUGGGAUAUGACUGCAGAACGAGAUGUUGUACUAUUCCUCCAAAAACACGAUAGCCUUAACCUCAUCAACUUUGCAUUGCCUAUGAUGGACUCACCGCGACUGAUAGAAAUUAUGAUCGGUAUCGUGGGCAACAUGUGCUGUCAAAAGGAGGUUGUGUCCAGUAUCUUGAAGAUGGAUGGAUUUUUGAUGCAACUUCUUGAACAUUCAAAGUGUGAUGAUAGUUUGACUUUGGUACAAUUAUUACGGCUUAUAAACUCAUGUCUUUUCUUGUCUAAUGACAGUGAUAUCCCAAUUUUAAUGACAGUAUUUGAAUCAGUAGGAUAUUCACCAACAUUGUACUUUAUUCUUAAGAAUUCAUCACACAAAGAUCUAUUAGUGACUGCAUUAGAAAACAUGAAUGCCAUUUGUUCGUCUUGUAACACUGAGAGGCAUAGUUCUAAAUUCUUAAUGCAAUUUUUAAGGUCAGAAGCUUUAGAUUCAUUGUCAGCAGCAAUUACAGAAAUCACAACUAAUUUGAAGGAUUCUUUUCGGACAGAUGAAAUUGAACGAUCUCUCAUAAUAAGCUUGCAAAUAUCUCUUCACUUACUCGGGUUUGAUUCUUCAGCAGAAAUCUACGAGAACAGCAAAGAUGAUGUCAUUGUUAUGAUGAGACAAAUUUUAGACUAUUAUGAAGAAAAAUUAGUCAUACAAAAGGAAAUAGAACCAGAUUUAAUUGACAUUAUUGAAUCAAUAAGCACUAUAAUCAACAUUUUAAAUCUAAAUAAUAUAUGUGACCUCACCAAAUACUUUGAUCACAGUUACAAAAUGUGGAAAGCAGUUAAUAUGAUAAUGAAAUCUGACAAAGAUGGAGCUACUAAUUUUGAGCAAGAUGACAAAGUUGAGCUACUGGACUUUACCUCUAAAAUAAAGGCUCCUCUGUGCACACUUAUGUGCAAUUAUAUGGCAACAUGUUCAGACGAAAACCUGUUAAAGUGUUUAGAUGUCAUUGGUCAAGAUUAUGAUGACAUCAUAACUUCAUUAGACAAAGAAAAAUUACAUGAUGAAGUGAACAAGAGAACAGAAAAAUACAGAACUAGAUUAAAAGAAAACAUUGAUUCUUAAAUAAAUGAAUUAUG
Messenger RNA from Bombyx mandarina (wild silkworm), 1395 nucleotides. RefSeq lists its product as uncharacterized. The record is from RefSeq and is a predicted model, not a curated record. Gene Ontology annotation, cellular component: nucleoplasm. NCBI's taxonomy places the organism in Eukaryota, Metazoa, Arthropoda, Insecta, Lepidoptera, Bombycidae.